Messenger RNA from Trametes versicolor FP-101664 SS1, 624 nucleotides. RefSeq names its product hATC-domain-containing protein. The transcript has 3 exons. Lineage: Eukaryota; Fungi; Basidiomycota; Agaricomycetes; Polyporales; Polyporaceae. The annotation marks the transcript as partial. The record is from RefSeq and is a predicted model, not a curated record. Gene Ontology annotation, molecular function: protein dimerization activity.
UGGGGUGGCGCGGAGGAGCAGCAAGCUGAGCUUGACGCGGGUAACGAAGAUGCAGUCAACUGGACCGAGUACGCGCGCGAAGUCAUCAAAGAUAGUGUGAGGCAUUUGCGAUGCUUUCGCGAGACGUUCACUGACCGCGCGCUUGCAGAUGAAGUAUUAUUGGCCGCUUCGGAUUCCGAAGACGAGUAUGAUCGAGAGCGCAUGCGUCGUCUUCGCACAGAGGACUCAAACGGCUGGAAGGACGAACUGCGGCGCUACCUCGAGGACCCGGCGUUGGGCAUCAAGAAGACGACCGAUACAGUGAAAUGGUGGAGUGAGCAUGCCAAGAUCUAUCCAACACUCGCACGGAUGGCAUUGGACAUAUUACCUAUCCCCGCGUCGUCUGUCGCUGUCGAGCGCCUUUUCUCGCAUGCCAAGCAGGUGUCGACCGACAGACGCUCUCGUUUGGGUCCGGACUUGUUCAAGUGGCUCGAAUGCUUGAGCCAUCACUGGAGACCUCAGAUAGUUGACUAUGCUAGACUGAACAGCCAGGAGAUCGAGGACAUAGACCUACUGGAGUAUACUGGAUUCUACGAGGUGGAAGAGCUCUUGCAAGAUGAUGAGCUCGAUGUUCAUGUACUUUAG